UUUGUGGUUAAAAGCAAUUUCCCCUCUUCUCCACCAAGAAACCAAAGAAACCUUACUACACUCCCUCCUACUUGGAUGGCCGACCCGACCCACUUUAACGGACCCUCCAACGGGCCAACCCAGGUCACCUUCCGCCUGCUCUGCCACGCUUCACGCGUCGGCAGCCUCAUCGGAAAAGCCGGCGUCGUCAUCAAGUCCCUCCAGCAAGCCACGGCGGCCAGAAUCCGAAUUGACGACGCCCCGCCCGAUUCCCCCGACCGGGUCAUCCGUAUCAUCUCCAAGCUCGACGGCGGCGAGGCGCUGCUCCGGGUCUUUGAGAAGGUGCUUGAUGUCGCCGCCGAGGCUGACGAGUUUGACGUCCUGGAUAGGGUGGUUUGCUGCCGGCUGCUGUCGGACCCUGCCCAGGUCGGCGCCGUCAUCGGCAAGGGAGGGAAGGUGGUGGAGAAGAUUAGGGCGGAGACUGGUUGUAAGAUUAGGGUUUUCAGUGACAAGUUGCCUGCUGGUACUAAACCCUCAGAUGAAAUCAUUGAGAUACAAGGUAAGGUGUCAUCUGUGAAGAAGGCCCUUGUGGCUGUUGCUAGCCGGAUUGAAGAAUGUCUUCCAUUUGAUAGAACGAAGACGACGGCAAGCAGACCUUAUGAAGGGUUUCAGCAUGGAACUUUUGAUGUUCCAACAGAAACUUGCACAGAUAAGCACAUAGAUCACAGACAGCAGAAGAGCUCUACUUUGCCUGAUUUAUCGAGUAGGUAUAAUGGCAAUGCCUAUGGAGUUAACUCAUUGUCAGCUGAAGUCAACAGAGUCUCGGCCCUUGAUCCAAGAGCACUUCAGAAGGAAGUUACCUUUAGAAUUCUUUGUUCAAAUGAUAGAGUUGGUGCUGUAAUUGGAAAGGGUGGUAGUACUAUACGAGCUCUUCAGAAUGAAACAGGGGCUAAUAUAAGUAUUGCUCCCCCAGUAGUUGAGUGUGAGGAUCGAUUAAUUACUAUUACUGCUUUAGAGAAUCCUGAAUCAAGGUAUCCCUCUCCAGCACAGAAGGCUGUUGUGCUUGUUUUCUCUAGGUCUGUUGAGGCUGGUUUUGACAGGGGGGUAGACUUUGGAUCCAAAAAGGAGUCAUCUGUUACUGCUCGACUUGUAAUACAAUCCAACCAAGUAGGUUGUUUAAUAGGGAAAGGGGGAGCAAUAGUCUCAGAAAUGCGGAAGGCCACAGGGACUAUGAUAAGAGUAAUUGCGAACAACCAGUUUCCAAAGUGUACAACAGAUAAUGAUCAAUUGGUACAGAUAUCAGGACAGUUCUUAAAUGUUCAAGAUGCAUUAUAUAAUGCUACUGGCAGACUGCGAGAUAAUCUUUUUGUCAGCACACAAAACAACGGUGGAUCAAAGAGCCUUUCCUCUCACAGUCUCAGAUCCUUGUCUCAAAGUAUGGAUCAUCUUUCACUUUCUCAAAAUUCAAAUCAUCCUUCUUCACCAUGGUCAUGGACACCAAAGUCAGCGGGCGCGAUAAAUUCUAGAGGCAGCAAUGAUGUUGGCAGGGGAUUGACUCCUCAAAACGGUGACCUAGAGCUUGUCAGUGGGAGUAAAACCGCCAUUGUGAGUAAAACUGCCAUUGUGACUAAUACAACCGUGGAGAUUAUGGUUUCCAAUGAUAUCAUUGACUCUGUUUACGGAGAAGAUGGUGGCAACCUAGAUCGAUUGAAACAGAUAUCUGGUGCUAAGGUUACCGUUCAUGAACCUCUUCCUGGGGCAAGCACCAGGGCUAUUGUUAUAUCCGGCACACCUGAUGAAACUCAAGCAGCCCAGAGCCUUCUCCAAGCAUUUAUUCUCAACGGAUCAUGACUAUACUUCUUCACUAAUGACAUAAAUUUUCAUCUUGUUUUCCUUUGUACUUAUGUAUCUGAUAAUCUUUUUUCUUUAGAUUAUCCUUUUUGACCUCACCUGAAAGUGUACAGGCCUUUUAUUUUUCCAUGCCAUUAAUCUCUUGCUAAACCAAUUCAAUAAAGCAAAUUGUUUCAAUGAAUAAAGUUUGCUUCUUUUA
Messenger RNA from Lotus japonicus, 2029 nucleotides. RefSeq names its product KH domain-containing protein HEN4. Gene Ontology annotation, molecular function: mRNA binding. NCBI's taxonomy places the organism in Eukaryota, Viridiplantae, Streptophyta, Magnoliopsida, Fabales, Fabaceae. The transcript has 7 exons. Gene Ontology annotation, biological process: regulation of gene expression. The annotation marks the transcript as partial. The record is from RefSeq and is a predicted model, not a curated record. Gene Ontology annotation, cellular component: cytoplasm; nucleus.